This is a messenger RNA of Histoplasma mississippiense, 942 nucleotides long. RefSeq lists its product with no specific name. The coding region runs from base 1 to 942 and encodes 313 amino acids. The record is from RefSeq and is a predicted model, not a curated record. NCBI's taxonomy places the organism in Eukaryota, Fungi, Ascomycota, Eurotiomycetes, Onygenales, Ajellomycetaceae. The transcript has a single exon.
AUGGAAGGGCGCCUCCCCAACACUCCUCAAUUCAUCACCUCAAUAGUUAAUCAGCUAUCCAAAUUCCACCCACCACCAGGCGGAACAGCUCCUCCAGACCAGAAUAAUAACGAUACCCAAUUUCAACCUCAUAACCUUCCAUCUGCAGGAACAAAUAGCAACAACCCACUCACCCAACUUCCGGCUCCCAUCCUCUUUAAAGUAAAACCCCUCCUCCUAACUCUACACUGCCUCUUCCCGAAUGAACUUCUCUUGGCUCUGGAUAUCCUGGACCGGAAGGGGAUAAAGAGGUACGAUGUGUAUCAUCGUGAGCAACACGGAUCAUCAUUGUCAUCAUUACCACCAGCAGCAGAAGAGCGACCGCAAUAUAGAGGAGAAAAUAUAGACCUGGGAAUAUACUUUGUCCACUCUUCGCCAAAUGCUGAUACAGAUGCCAGUUCCAACCAUCCCCCCCAAACCCACCUCGUCUGCCUAAAUGCCUGGCACUGCUCCUGUCCCGCUUUUGCCCUGGCGGCAUUUCGACACCUGGGUUCUCCUGAGACCGCAACGGCAGAAGAGGAAAGCAGCGGUCCUGGAGAAGAAGAGGAAGGCAGAUGCAGAUGCAGAGGGGAAGAAAGUAACCCGCUUUCCGCCCCUCUUCCGCGUUAUACUUACAACGACGGCGACUUGCACAGGGGAAAUAAUUCUUCAUCUACAUCUACAUCUGCAUCUACACAUACACCUACAACCCCUUUCCCAUUUGGCGGCACAUUAACCAGAGACUCGAUGAAGAAUAGCCACCACGAAACACCCGUGUGCAAGCACCUUCUCGCCUGUGUGUUGGGGAGCCUUUGCCCGGCAUUGUUUGGUGGUGGAGUGGAGACGGUUGUUGUUGACGAGAGGGAUGGUAAAGGGGAAGGACAAGAGGAGGUGGAGAUGGCUGGGAGAUUUGCACUAACCUAG